Culex pipiens pallens (northern house mosquito) is the source of this 3704-nucleotide messenger RNA. RefSeq lists its product as uncharacterized. Lineage: Eukaryota; Metazoa; Arthropoda; Insecta; Diptera; Culicidae. The record is from RefSeq and is a predicted model, not a curated record. The coding region runs from base 1279 to 2391 and encodes 370 amino acids. The transcript has a single exon.
UCCAUAACUCGACCAGGACGGUCCCACAGCAUCAAAUUACUAUUGGGCUGUGUCUGGAUCGUAAGCGACUUCAAGUGUCUCCAACCAGGGAGCAGCAAUCGAAUUUGUUUUGAAUAAAGUCAGUCUAACUUAGAACCUCAAAGAGUUGGGACAUAAAUUAAUAUCACGUCCCGACUUCAUCGUAGAUUCCGUACAUGGCGACCGUGACAGGACUAGAUAGAUAACAUAGAUGACAUAAUGGGAAAACCGCAAUCAAAAGCGCAGUCGACUGGCGACCCACAAAUCGCCAUAAUAAACGUGCUGGAACAACACUCAAUAUAUCACGAGCAGCAAACGUUGCUGCUGUGGGUAUUGCUCGGAAUUGUAGCCGUGCUAAUUUUACUCGCGGUGUGCCGAAAAUGGAUUAGGUGGCACCGGGCGGAGGCUUUAAGGGCUGCCCGGUCAGUAAUGAACAUGAAUGCGUGAAGCAGAAGAAUGAACAUGAAUGUGUGAAGCAGAAGGAAAAAUAUAAAGGAAAACAAUGUCCAAAAGUGUCAUCGAAAAAAAAAACAAAACAAAAAUAACUAUAUGAAUAUAAACGGAAAAACCGACGAAAAACGAACAUAAAUGGUCGAAAAGUAGAAAAACACUUCAAACGCGAGUGCAAAGGCAGUGGAGAGAAAGUCGUCUUGUGUGCAAAAGUAUGCAGAAAAUCGCCUAAUGCCAUUUCGGACUGUUCAAAUCCCGGUGUCAGAAGCUGCUGUUCAUCGCCCCGAGUGCGGCCCGAAUGUGAUCAGUGCAGAUUUUGGUUCCACCGCCCCGAGUGCGGACUGAACGUGAUCGGUGUGAAUUUUGAUUGGAGCUUCCAGACCUUCCGGUGGUAGAUGCCGCUGUCCACCGCCCCGAUACCACCGCCCCGAGUGCGGACUGAACGUGAUCGGUGUGAAUUUUGAUUGGAGCUUCCAGACCUCCCGGUGGUAGAUGCCGCUGUCCACCGCCCCGAUACCACCGCCCCGAGUGCGGCCUGAACGUGGUCGGUGUGGAUUUCGAUUCGGGAUUAACGUGCGCGUAGGCUGAAGUUUCGGACUUCCCCCCCACCCCUGAUGAGGGCACAAAGAGCAUCUGACGCAACAACCAUCUGGAGUAAUAAGAUAAGUUCCCUAGUAAUUUUUUUUUGUUACUAAACAUAGGCUAAGUCCAAAUUCUGCAUCGUUUUAGUCAUAGACAAGAUCUAAUUUAGAUCUAUUUUUGUGUUUCUGCAACGUUUUCCUGACAAGUUUUUUUUAAUAAUGAAGUUAAAUGGAUUAUACAUCCAUAAUUCAGGAAAAUAUUGGAAAAUUAAAUAGACUAUUAUUAACAGUUACAAAGAAUCCAUAUAGGAAAUUUUUAAUAAAAACAUUAGUUAAUAAACAAAUAGUCGCUAAAAAAAUAUACGAAGAAACUAAUGAACUACUCGUUGAAUAUGAAACAAAAAUCCCAUUAAGGGACUUAGAAUUUUAUAUAAAAGCAUUGAGGAGUGGAAUCACUCAAAUAAAUGAAACUAUACUAAAAAAGUUAGCAGAGCAAAAACAUCUCCUAACGCUAAAAAGUGUUGCGCUAGCAAUCAUUUUUAUUUUUCGGUCAAGAAAAAGUCUAAUCAAAAAUAUAAUAAUGGCAGCGCCCAAAUUCGAUAUUAAAUUGGGAACAAACCUUGUUCAGGUGUUUGACGGUAAUCCGGAAACCCUGGAAACAUUUAUCGCCUCGGCAGAUCUGUUCGAGGAUUUUAUAAAUGCUGAAUUUCAAACAGCAACAGACCCUCAAAAAGCGGCGGCACAGGUAACUCUAGUAAAAAUUUUUAAAACUAGGUUGUCUGGUGACGCUAGAGAUGCAGCAAGCUCAAAAGCUACAAAAGAUGAAAUCGUAGCGGUACUAAGAGAACAAUGUUCAUCCACUACGACAUCGGACAAUAUUACCGCCAAAUUGAAAACCCUCAAACAAAAGGAUUCCGCAGAAACUUUUUGUAAAGAGGUUGAGAAAAUGGCCAACCAACUUAAGAUACUUUACAUUAAGGAGCAGAUUCCAGCCGAAAAGGCUAGUGAAAUGGCUACUAAAAGGGGAGUUGAAGCUCUAAUUGAAGGAAUAAAAAAUGCUGAGACGAAGACCAUCUUGAAGGCGGGAACUUUCGUUAAAUUGAACGAUGCCUGCCAAAAGGUGAUCGAGAACAGCAACACGACCAACUCGAGCGUCAAUGCCCAAGUUUUUGCGGCUAGAAAUCAGCAGCAAGGACGUGGUUCACGAGGUACUAAUACUCGUGGUAAUUUACCACGAAAUAACUAUUACGGAAGAAAAAACAAAUACAAAUUUAACCAACAUCACCAGGAAGGACAACGCGGUAACUGGAGACAACCCUCCAGAUUCCACAGAGGAAACUAAGAGGAAACAACGCAAGAGUGUUCUUUAACUCAGGAAACACUCACGUUGAUCCUUCAACCUAUGUCGGUCAAGAACAACAACAACAGCAGGAAAACCCACAGAGAAACUUGGGGUUUCAACUCGGAAAUCAGAGACCUCAACAACUGGAUCAGACACAGAACCAGGUGGCGUUAGCUCAGCUGAUGCCCCGGUGGUAAACAAAUUUUUUUCUGUUAGCACCGCUUAUAGUAAUUUUGUUACACUAAAUAUAGAUGCUUCAGAUAAACAUCUUACUUUCCUUAUCGACUCAGGAGCUGAAAUAUCGCUCAUCGCUCAUAUCACUGAACCACGGCGCGAUAUUGUUCUCACAUUUUUUUUGAGCUUCAACGACCGAUUGUUAUUCACGCACUUUUAAAAAUACUUGUUCUGUUUCGCGGCUUUGUCAAAAACCGAUCACCGUCCACUCGUAUAUUUAUUCUCUAUGACAAAUCCGUCAUCAAAAUUGACAAGGAUGAGAAUAGAACUAGAAGAGUACAGAUUCUUUAUCGAAUACGUGAAAGGGAAAGAAAAUGUCAGCGCUGACGCUCUCUCACGUAUUUGUAUUGAUUCAGAGGAUCUAAAAAACCUCACUUGUUUGCCAGUCCAAACAAGGAAUAUGAUAAGACAACAAAUGGAAACACAACUGAGUCACAAAACAGACACUAAUCCAUAUGUAACAGAGAUUGAUCAACUCAAAGCAUAUGAAUCAAUUAAUAACUUAGAUGCAUUUAAUAUGCCUAAAGUUAUUUUUGAUUUUGAUUCGGAAAAUGUGUGUAUACAGCUACUGACAAGAAACUUGAAAAGAAUAAUUGCACAAGAGCAAAUAUUCUACAAAGAAGAAUGUUCAAACUUGCAAAAAUGUCUGCAGACGUUGGAAAAUAUGGCCACAAGAAUGAAAAUAAAAAAAGUUAGCAAUGAAAAGUGAUGAUAAACUAUUCACAAUAAUUCCUCAAGAAAAAUUCAAACAAGAAUGUAAUAAAAUAUUAAAAAUGCUAACAAUUAUAAUUUCUGUGCCGGCACAAAUUAUAAAAGAUGAGGAAAAAAUACAUAAUAUAAUCUCUGAAAACCAUGAUGAGCCUACGGGUGGUCACAUUGGUACGAGAAGAUUACUAAAAAGAAUAAGGUCAAAAUAUUAUUGGAAAAACAUGAAAAAGAGCAUAGAACUUUACACAAAGCAAUGUAUUAAAUGUCAACAAAGUAAACAAAAAAGGAAAACAAACGAAACUUAUACACAAACAACAACCCCUGCAAAAUGCUUCGAUUUGGUGUCAAUAGACACAAUUGGUCCAUUAUAA